AUGCCUCGACUUCCAAUUAUUGUAGAUGGUGAUUGCGAUUCACGAUUCGAUAGAGUUAAACAAGUUUUUCACAAUAAUUUCACACAACGAUGGGAAAGUGAAGGUGCAGCAUUCGCGGCAUAUUUCAAAGGUGAAAAAGUGGUUGAUUUAUGGGGUGGAUAUGCAGAUUCAACAUCUCAUCGAAAAUGGAAAAAUGAUACAAUGACAAUGCUUUUCAGUUCUACUAAGAGCAUAUGUGCAAUAUGUUUUGCAAUAUUGGUUGAUCGUGGCCUGGUUGCGUACGAUGAUUUAGUUACCAAAUAUUGGCCUGAAUUUGGACAAAAUGAUAAGGAAAAAAUUACAAUCGAAAUAUUACUUUCACAUCAGGGUGGAUUGGCUUACGUUGAUAAAAUGAUUGAAGAAGCAGAUAUUAUGGAUUGGAGACGAAUGUCGAAAAUUUUUGAAGAUCAAAAACCAAAUUGGACACCAGGACAAGAGGUUGCUUAUCAUGCAAUGACAUUUGGUUGGUUGAUCGAUCAGCUGAUACGAAGGAUUGAUCCUGGCAAACGUUCAUUGUCACAAUUUUUCAAGGAAGAAAUAGCUGAGCCACAUAAUCUCGAUUUGACCAUUGGUGCUCCAUUAGAAUUAGAGCACAGGAUAGCACGAUUAGCUUGGGCACCAAAAUUUUUAGCUGCUCGAGAGUUAAUUCAAUAUCCAACUCUAUUAAAAAUGUUUUGGAAUGGAGCAUUCACACCGAUCAAUUUGAGAAAUCGAAUGCUUCGUAAUGUACAGCAAAAUGUUGCUUGGAUGGGAAGCAGUGCAACAAUAUUCAACAAUCCAGAUAUUCGAUCUUUGGAUAUACCGUCAGCAACUGGUAUGGGUACUGCUCGAUCACUUGCAAAACUUCAUGCAUUGAUUGUGGAUGGAAAACUCUUGAAAGCAGAAAUUUUAGAGAAGCUAUUUUCCGAUCCAAUAGUUUUGAAUCAAAUGGAUUCAUUGUUAUUAAGUAAUGUAUCAUUUGGAAAAGGAUUCUUCUAUACAAAGAAUUCUCAGGGUCAAUGGUUAAUUGGUCAUCCAGGAUUAGGUGGUCAAAAUGUUAAAAUGGAUUUAACAAAUGAAAUAGCAUUUGCAUAUCUCUGCAAUGGUUUAAAAGUUGGACAUUCUGAUUUAACGGUAACAUUUAUACGAUUACAGAAUGCACUUUAUGAAUGUCUUCGUGAAAAUAAUUUGUUGAAGGAAAUUCCAGAAGAAAAAACUGAGCAAAACUCUAAAACUGUUACAGAAGGAAACAACUUACAAGAAACUUCAUCUAAAAAUAUUCAUCAAACAGCUCCAAUGCCGCUUGAAGCUGAUGAUAAGACGAUUUUGGCUUCUGAUACAUAA
Molecule: messenger RNA, 1362 nt
Organism: Brugia malayi
Lineage: Eukaryota; Metazoa; Nematoda; Chromadorea; Rhabditida; Onchocercidae
Gene: Bma-lact-5
Product: beta-lactamase family protein
Exons: 8
Coding region: 1-1362 (453 amino acids)
Source: RefSeq, a predicted model, not a curated record